This is a messenger RNA of Scophthalmus maximus (turbot), 1798 nucleotides long. It is a transcript of the gene kptn, whose product is annotated as kaptin (actin binding protein). Gene Ontology annotation, cellular component: lamellipodium; actin cytoskeleton; KICSTOR complex. Gene Ontology annotation, molecular function: actin filament binding. The coding region runs from base 245 to 1564 and encodes 439 amino acids. The transcript is spliced from 12 exons. Gene Ontology annotation, biological process: actin filament organization; cellular response to amino acid starvation; negative regulation of TORC1 signaling. The record is from RefSeq and is a predicted model, not a curated record. NCBI's taxonomy places the organism in Eukaryota, Metazoa, Chordata, Actinopteri, Pleuronectiformes, Scophthalmidae.
UUUAGAAUCAGUCCGAAAAAACCUGGAAAUAAGACAUUUCUGUCUUCAAAAUAAAAUGAGCGUACAGCGACACCGAGUGUUGGUCGAGUGUGAGCUGUAUUGUGAAAGGAACGACUGACACUUCCGCCUCCCGUGUGCACUGCUUGAGGAGUCGUGAGUCGAGUCGUGAGAGCAGAGCAGAAACCAAAAACGACCAUGAAUACGUUCAACUUGUGACUCAUCUUUUCAAACGGUCACCUGCACGAUGUUCCGCGAGCUGUUUCCCUUCGCGGAGGACAGCUUCAGCCGCUUCCCGUCGCAGAGCAACAUCUACGGGCUGAGUCAGGCCGGAGAGCACGAGCUGCUGGCGGCCACUCUCAAGGGGAAGGUGGUUUGUUUCAGGUACCAGGAGCUGCAGCACAAGAUCCGCCCCGUGGCCAAGGAGGUGCAGUUCACCUACAUCCCAGUUGAUGCAGAAAUUGUAUCAAUUGACGCCUUCAACAAGUCUCCACCCAACAGAGGCCUGGUGGUGGGCAUCACCUUCAUAAAGGACUCUGGGGACAAGGCCACUCCGUUCCUGAACAUCUACUGUGACUAUGAGCCCGGCUCUGAGUUCAACCUGGAGUCCAUUGCGCAAAGCUGUCUGAACCUGGAACUGCAGUUCACACCCUUCCAGCUGUACCACACAGAAGUGCAGUGUGACGCCGGCGGCAUUGAGACAGUGUUUCUGCUCAGCGGCCACGACCAGAGGAUCCACCUGUACAAAGAGAACGCCUCGCUCCACCAGUUUGAGGAGCAGCCGGUGGAGAGACUCUUCCCUGAACUACAGCAACUGCCCAGCAACGUGCUGUGGUUGGACAUGCUGAGUGUAGCUGGCGGACGGCGGAUCUCAGCAUUCGGCUGUCAGAACGGCUGCGUUGGCCUGGCUGUGGUGGACCAGACCGGGCCAGAGGUCUUGCAAAGCUGGCGGGUGCAGUUCGACAGUCCAAUCUCGGCAGUGCUGCUGUUCCCUCUGAGCUGCCACACCUCCCCCCACCAGCCAAGUGCAGACACGGGUGUGGAGAUGGAGGGCUACAACCUCCUGGUCACCAGUACCAUUGAGAUGGCAGUUGUCUACAGAGACGUCCAGGAGUGUGGUCUGUCUCGCUCUAUGUGCCUCUCAGGGAGCGACCAGUGGGAUGCAGUGCUGUGUGCUCUAGUCAUUGACCUGGACUUUGACGGACAGAAGGAGGUGCUGCUGGGCACAUACGGACAGGAACUUCUGUGUUACAAGUUCCACCCGGCGGGGUGCGGACAGUUCCAGCUGCAGUGGCGGCGGAGCUUCAAGAGUCCUCUGCUGUCCAUCAUCUACUUAGACUUGACCGGGGACGGUCUGCGGGAGCUGGCUGUCCUCACAGUGAAGGGACUGCACAUCCUACAGCAUAGUCUUACCUGCACUGCUGAUCUCGUCCUGGAGCGGCUCAGCCACAGGGUGUCCACACUGACCUUCGGCUCUGAGCUGGAGUCGGACAAAACCCCAGACACCAAGGAGAGGGACGCUCCAGCGGAGACAGAAGAGAGUCGAGCUCCUGCACCAUCACUAUGAUCUACCGAGCUUUUGUUUCACGUGUAAGUCUGUUUAAAUGUGCCGUGGUCUCUCAGUGUGUAUCCCUGAAGAAGUGAUGUGACUCUUCAGUUUGGUUUCAUACUGAAUGUUGGUGAUGGAAGAGUUCAAACUAAACCAACUGAAUACAGUUCCCUGGAUUCUGUUUUGAUAUUAUAGACAAUGAUGUGCUGUACAUAGUGUACAGUAAUAAUAAAUGACACAUUUGGGUCGAUA